CACCCCUUGGGUAUAAAUAAGCCUGAGUGGCCAGCCGGGGACAGCCACCUCGUCCAGGCUAAAGCGGAAGGGUACGAAGAAGUGAGCACUUGCUCAGAGAUGGCUCCUGCCAAUGUGGACCUGAAGACCACCAUCCUUUGCCUUCUGAGUUUGGCCAGCCUGGCAGCUGGGGACCGGGUAUACAUACACCCCUUCCACCUCCUCUUCUACAGUCAGAGCAGCUGUGCCCAGCUGGAGAAGACCAGUGCGGAGAUGCCCACGGAGCCGACCUUCACGCCAGUGCCCAUUCAGGCCAAGACCUCCCCUGUGGACGAGCAGGCCCUGCGUGAUCAGCUGGUGCUGGCCACUGAGAAGCUGGGGGCUGAGGACAGACUGAGGGCCUCAGAGGUUGGGAUGAUGGCCAAUUUCAUGGGCUUCCGCAUGUACAAGACACUGAGCGAGGCCCAGAGCGGGGCCAGUGGGGCCAGCGGGGCCAGCGGGGCUGUCCUCUCCCCGAUGGCUCUCUUUGGCACCUUGGCUUCUUUCUACCUGGGUGCCUUGGACCCCACUGCCAGCCAGCUGCAGGCAUUCCUGGGCGUACCUGGGAAGGACCAGGACUGCACCUCCCGGCUGGACGGGCACAAGGUCUUCUCUGCACUGCAGGCCAUCCAGGGCCUGCUGGUCACCCAGGGCGGGGUCAGCAGCCAGGCGCGCCUGCUCCUGUCCACAGUGGUGGGCCUGUUCACAGCUCCAGGCCUGCGCCUGAAGCAGCCGUUCGUGCAGGGCCUGGCACCCUUCGCCCCUGCUGUGCUACCGCGCUCUCUGGAUUUGUCCAACCCAGACCUCGCUGCCGAGAAGAUAAACCGGUUCAUGCAGGCUGUGACAGGGUGGAGGAUGAAGGGGCCCCUCGUGGGGGUCAAGGCAGGCAGCACCCUGCUCUUCAACACUCAUGUUCAUUUCCAAGGGAAGAUGAAGGGCUUCUCCCUGCUGGCUGAGCCGCAGGAAUUCUGGGUGGACAACAGCACCUCGGUGUCUGUCCACGUGCUCUCGGGCACUGGCACCUUCCAGCACUGGAGUGACCCUCAGAACAACUUCUCCAUGACUCGUGUGCCCAUGGGUGAGAGCGCUGCCCUGCUGCUGAUCCAGCCCAGCUGCCCCUCUGACCUGGACAGGGUUGAGGCCCUUGCCUUUCAUCACGACCUCCUGACCUGGAUGAAGAAUUUGUCUCCCUGUACCAUCCGCCUGACGCUGCCCCAGCUGGAGCUGCAAGGAUCCUAUGACCUGCAGGUCCUGCUGGCCCAGGCCAAGCUGCCCACCCUGUUGAGCACUGAGGCAACCCUGGGCAAGAUCAGUGAUGGCAACCUCAGAGUGGGAGAGGUACUGAAUAGCGUUCUCUUUGAACUCAAAGCGGAUGAAGGAGUGCAGACCCCCGAGUCUGCCCAGCAACUGGGCGCUACAGAGGCCUUGGAGGUGACCUUGAACAGCCCCUUCCUGUUCGCCAUCCACGAGAGGAACUCCGGUGCCCUGCACUUUCUGGGCCGUGUGGACAACCCCCUGAGCACUGUGUGAGGCCUGGCGAGGAAGGGGCCUGUGAGGCUGUGUGCUGGGCCAUCAAGGAAGACCAGGCUAGCAGUGAAGAAUAACCUUGGGCAAAGUCAGCAGCUGUCACCACAGCCUUCCCCUCUCCUUGUACCCCACAGGCUUUGGCUGGAAAGCAGCCAUCUCUCCUAGGUGACUAUGUGCUGUGUGUUGGUAACGAGGAGCAGAAAGCCACCUCCUGGGUUGCCGGUUUGUUUUGGAGAAUGGGGUGGGAGCCAGGAGCUGGCGUUCUGCACAGGACUACUGUUCUGGGAAGAAUCUGAACAGACCAACUUGUUUGUGAACCAAAAAGCAGCUCCUUUUUAGCCAAGAACAGAAAUUGGGUUUUAAAAUUAAAACACACAUUGUUCCCUUGC
This is a messenger RNA of Castor canadensis (American beaver), 1934 nucleotides long. It is a transcript of the gene Agt, whose product is annotated as angiotensinogen. Gene Ontology annotation, biological process: regulation of systemic arterial blood pressure by renin-angiotensin; regulation of apoptotic process. NCBI's taxonomy places the organism in Eukaryota, Metazoa, Chordata, Mammalia, Rodentia, Castoridae. The record is from RefSeq and is a predicted model, not a curated record. Gene Ontology annotation, molecular function: serine-type endopeptidase inhibitor activity.